AGAAUUUCCGAGGGAACCUGAAUCUGACAAGUGUCAGCAGCGUAAUUAGUGAAGACGUCAGGUGAAUGCCAAACAUGGAAGAGUCAUUUCUAGUAAAUUAAAUUGAUAAGAUUUUUAAAAGUUAGUCAUGGCUAAACAGUACGACAUUUUAUUCCGAAUUCUCCUUCUGGGAGAUUCGGGGGUCGGCAAGACGUGUAUGCUGCGUCGCUUCACGGAUAAAGAGUUUGAUACUGGACAUAUCUCAACUAUUGGUGUGGAUUUUAAAAUGAAAACACUAGAAAUAGAUGGAAUCAAGGUGCGAGUACAAAUAUGGGAUACCGCCGGUCAGGAGCGCUAUCAGACCAUUACCAAACAGUACUACAGGCGUGCACAGGGUAUCAUCUUUGUUUAUGACAUCACAAGUGUGUCCUCCUUUCAGCACAUAGUCAAGUGGGCAACUGACGUCGAUGAGUACGCACCAGAAAAAGUGCAGAGGAUUUUGGUAGGAAACAAAUCGGAUGAGGAGCCAAGAAGGCGAGUGACGAUGGAAGAAGGAAGCAAGCUAGCAGAAAGGUAUGGUAUGGAUUUCUUUGAGACCAGUGCGUCCACGAGCAACAACAUUGACAAGUCUUUCACUCGUGUGACAGAACUGGUGCUGCAGGCUCAUAAGAGAGAUGUGGACAACCUGCUGGGAUCUCUGGAUGACUAUUUAAACAAAGCCGGUCUGGAUGAAAACGGGGAAGAUAAAUUGGGCAACAUUCGGAGAGACUGUGCCUGUGCCAGAAUCCUUUGAAACGGCAGCAUCUUACUCUCGAAUAUCAUUCAGUCCCUUUUUACAGGGGGGGGAAGAAAUGCUGUUUUUGUCGGUGACUGCGUCGACAUGUGCCAGCAGAAGCUCCGUAAUAUGCCACGUCUACUUUCAGCACUUCUUAAUCCUGUUGCUUUCUAAUCUAAUUUAUAGUCUGUUAAUUUAUAAUAGGGUGUAAAAUGAGAGGACCGUGAAUUAUUUAAAUUUGAAACGUGAGGCUUAACUCAAACACGGUCAAUGUGAGUCUGCUGUAUGUUGAUUCUCUUUCUGAAUGUGGUACAGUGAGCACCGAGCUCUUGUGCAAAUAGCAUAAAUACACUCCCAAGGUGCAAUUUAAAUGAUUUCCCUUAUUUUGCAAGGCUCUCGCUUGACUGGACAACUUUCCCCCGUUUCAAUGAAGGUUCUCGUCGUCUGUUCCACAAGGUGGCGCCAAAGCAUGUUGGCAAGUAAUAAUCUAAUGAGUUUCCUGAGUUUAUGACUAAUUUCAAAGUCAACAGAACUUUUGCCACGGAUGUUAUUUUAACUAAAUGCUUAUGGUUUUAACAACUGCCCUGCAAAAUAUUCACGAAUUUAAAUAAAUGUUCAAAAAGUCA
This is a messenger RNA of Corythoichthys intestinalis (scribbled pipefish), 1380 nucleotides long. Its product is annotated as ras-related protein Rab-15-like. The transcript has 7 exons. Gene Ontology annotation, molecular function: GTP binding; GTPase activity. The coding region runs from base 128 to 772 and encodes 214 amino acids. The record is from RefSeq and is a predicted model, not a curated record. Lineage: Eukaryota; Metazoa; Chordata; Actinopteri; Syngnathiformes; Syngnathidae.